Gambusia affinis (western mosquitofish) is the source of this 7600-nucleotide messenger RNA. RefSeq names its product zinc finger protein 608 (gene znf608). The record is from RefSeq and is a predicted model, not a curated record. Gene Ontology annotation, cellular component: nucleus. Gene Ontology annotation, biological process: regulation of transcription by RNA polymerase II. Lineage: Eukaryota; Metazoa; Chordata; Actinopteri; Cyprinodontiformes; Poeciliidae.
UUGCUCUUUUUAAAAAAUAAAAUUGAAAUAUCAAUACUAUAUGAAUUGAAAAAUACUUAAUUCCCACUGAAUAAGUGAUCAAGUUGGAUAUUUUUAAAUUUCCCCAAGAGUUACCUGUCAAUGGUGUAACAAAAAUAAUAAAUCGUUUUUCCAUUUAGUUCGGAAAACUAAAUAGCAUUUAAUUUGUAUUAUUUAUGGUUAGUUUAAGUAUAUUUAUUUUCAUGCCAGCUUGGUGUUUUUGGGCCUCUUGAUGGUGCAGCAGCUUAAACCGCUCUGAACAAUAUUAUCGUUUAUCACGAUAACUUCUGGGACAGUUUAUCGUGCAGCAGUAUUUGUUAUCGUGACAGGCCUGCUGCUGAAGGCGCCCACCGCCUCCGAGCCUCACUGCGGCUGCUGGCGCGCUGACAAUGACUUGAAUGCUGAUGUUCGUGGAGAUCAACAAAGGAGACAAGGAGAGAGGAGAUGAAACGCUUCCUGAGCGCUGAGGAGAAUGGAGAGCCGCUGACAGACUGCAGGGAGCUGUCACACAGCCUCACCGCCUCCUCCUCUUCCUCCUCCUCCUCCUCAGCCCACAGACACGCGGCCCUGUCCUCCCUCCAGACCCGGGGACCAGGCGGCGGGUCGGAGCCGAGGAGAUCCGCGCAGAAACGCAGCCGAGGCGGCCAGGAAGGACGAGCGGACCCGGAGGAGGCUGCGGCGGCGGAUCAUCCAGCGGCUCCGGGGGUCGUCGUUCAGCGGCGGCUGCAGCCUCAAGGACGCGGCGUCGGAGGAGCGGAAGGUGUGGAGAUGAUUUCAACGGCCGGAAGGGAUGCGGACGGGAACAAUAACAGCAGCAGCAUCUCUGAGCCUCCUGCGGGCAAAGUCAAGGAGGAGCGGAAGGGGAAGAACCUGAUCCGGGGCUGGAAGAGGGACCGGGACGCCGCCGCUCCUCCCGCCCGGAUCAGGAAGGAGAAGCCCGGCGACGAUGGCGCGUCUCCUCCGCCUGCCGUCUUCCUGCCGGAGCAUCACCUGGGACCCGGAACCGACUCCCGGAUCCCCGCGGGAGACAGCAGCACCAUCACCGGAGGCUCCGGGAAAACAGCGGCGGACUGUGGAGUAAAGAGCGGCGGAGGAGCUAUUGUUGUCCGGCGGCUGCACGACGAGCCUCCGGCGGCCAAGAAGCACAGAGGAGCCGAGAAGAUGGACCCCAUGUUCACAGUCCCAGCCCCCCCGGCUCCAGGCCACCCCGGGGCCCCCGGAUCCUCCCUGCCCUCGGUCCCCUCGUUCUCCGCUCCGGCCCUGCCCACUUCCAACCCCAAGCCGCUAACGGUCCGGACGCGGUCCGUCGGCACCAACACGCAGGACGGAGGCGCUCCGGGCCCAGCGGACGGGGACCCGGCCUUCAUGGGGCCCUGUCAGCCCGGAACCAGCGUCAACCUGGAGGGAAUCGUCUGGCACGAGACGGAAGAAGGUGUGCUGGUGGUGAACGUUACCUGGAGGAAGAGAACCUACGUGGGAACUCUGCUGGACUGCACCAAACACGACUGGGCUCCUCCAAGGUUUUGUGAGUCUCCUUGCAGUGAUCCAGAAUUCCCCGGCGGCCGUGGACGAGGGAAAAGAAUGAGAAUGGCCAUGUCUGAGCGGCCCUGCAUAGAGCCGUCCCACGCCACUAAAGUCAGAGGUCUUCCUCACCACCGGAGCCGAGGAGGCGGCGUAGCGGGAUCCAUCCACAGCAAAGGACGGAGGGGCAGCCUGAACCUCAUCAACAGCAACGGCAGAGCACCUCCUUCCUUCUUCACGGUCGAUGAUGUGAAAGCCACCAACGUAACCUCCUCUAUCCCUGCCGGGAAGCGAAAGAACAAACCACCAGCCGACUUGGACCUUAGUCUUGUUUCCUCGGACGACAUUGCUCAGAGGAAGCCUGAACUGGGUCCCUCAAAGGAUGGAGACAGUGAGGAUCGACUAUCAGACUGUGAGGACAACAUUGGCAACUUGACGUAUGAGCCCCCAGAGAACAGCACAAACACUCACAGCUCCUCCAAGAAACCCACUCCUCUCUACAAGGUGACUACGGUGGGGUCACCUAAGAAAGUAGUUUUAGAGAACUGCAUGAUCCCAGACAGAAGCACAUCUGUAGAGAUGCCGAAACUGGAAGCAGAAGGACUGAUUGAUAAAAAGGGAGGAGCAUCUGAUAAAGGUAAGAAAGCCAAUGGGAAGGUGGAAAAACUGUCCAAGUCCAGGACUAACCGUCCAAUCGCUCCAGCUCCAGCUCCACCAAAACUGAUUGCCAUACCCAACACGACAUAUCCGACCAGCACAGCUGAUGUUGCACCCCCACAACAGUCGUCCCCGGUGGCUGCCAUUGGCCUCACUAGUAAAACGGACAAACAUAACAAAGAACCAGCAAACAGAACUCCCAAUGGUGACAGUACUGUGAUCAAAGUGGAAGACGUUGGAAUUGGACCUAAAGGUGGCAUUAAGGAAAUAUCCGGAAGUCUUCUGAAGGAGCACCUUAGCAAACAGGAUGUGAUGAACGGACUCUCAGAGAGCCAGGAGAGCAGGAUGGCCAGCAUCCGUGCAGAGGCUGAUAAGGUCUACACUUUCACAGACAAUGCCCCCAGUCCGUCUAUCGGUGGAUCGUCGAGACUCGAUUCAAGUCUAGCAGCAGACGGAGGCAGUAAGAACGACAGCCCUGCCUACUCCGAUAUCUCAGAUGCCGGGGAUGAUGGCGGGUCUUCUGAGUGUCGCUCAGAUGGACUCAGGUCCAAGUCCAGCUCCUCGUCUUCCGUGAUGCCCGACAGGCAGAGCGGCGGGGCUGUUGCUUUCCAUAAAAACUCUCCUCACGACAGCAAAGGGAAAGAUAGGAAAGAGGACAUUAAAGACGACGACAAAAAUUCCUCCCACGACUUCUCAGAUUCUAAGAAAGGUGACGGGCCUCCUCAGUCUCAGCUCCAGUUGGCGAUGAGUCAGACCCAGACGGCUUUGGCCCAAUCCCUGUACUAUGGCCAGUACUCCAGAGGUCUGUACAUGGACCAGAAACUUUUACUGGCCUCCAAAUGCUGUGACCAGACCCUCACUGCCAAGCAAAGGGGACAGGGGUUGAGGGACACUGAGGAUGUUAAACAUAUGGUUGGGGUUUCAGCCAGUGGGGUCUUGCUAGGUAAAGGCCCGGAUGGUGCUAAAGGUUGCUGUGCCAAACCGGUUCUUUCCUAUAUGGAGAUGAGUGAAAGGGGAGAAAGGGGGCAGAGUCUGGGAGUAAAGGUGGUGCACAGUGGCAUAGUGGACCAGCACCAGGUCUCAAUGAAAGACUGUGAUGACAUCAAGUCACCUUCCUCUUCCUCCUCUUCUUCAUCCCUCCACAAUCCAAACAGUCAGACAGAUCUGGACUCAAAUGUUUCGUUUUCCAGUUCCCCAGACGGCCCCACCUGGGCGCACCGCCUCGCGCUCAGCAAAUAUUCAGAGCUUCAGAGUCAGCAUGAGGAGAAUGUCGAGGAGGGGGAAGCGGGCAGUGGGAAGGAGUGGGGCGCUACCGUGGAGCCUGCUGGGGCCAAGAUGACCUCAGGUGGCCUAGAUGCUAAAAAACCCAGAGCUCACGGGCUCCAGGACUUCCCGCCCGUCACUGACACAGAGGAUUCAGACCGACAGGAGGGGCUGGAGGACCAGGACCAGGAACCCAGUGGAGGGCUGUCAGAGGAGUCUCACAGUACCAGGGCGGCAGUGUCUCCUCCCAUGACCCCCCAGCAGCCCUACAUCCAGUACCAGCAUGCCUCCUACUCUCCCUACCUGGCGAUGUGUGAGGGCAGCGGGGGCUCCUACAGGGGCGUGUCCCCAACGCUGGUCCACAAUUACCCAGGUUUCCACUAUCCUCUGUAUGGAAAGACGGCAGGCAGAGAGGAGUCGGAGGUGACUCCGCCCGGCAGAGGAGAACCGGCCAGCAGCAAGCUCAUCGGUGACUCUUCGUCCUCCUCCUCUUCCUCCGUGGAGCUGCUGCAGCAGCCCAGCCAUCAUUUCCAUGGAAAAUCCCCUGCUCCUGGUGAGAAGGGUUCGCCUGAGGAAGACAGAGACAUCGAGCGGGAGAGGAGCCACUUGUCGUUUGCUCGACAUCUCCACACACACCAUCACACACACCUGGGUAUGAGCUACAACCUGAUGUCCGGGCAAUUUGAUAUCUACCAAGGUCUGAGCUCCAGGUCGCUGGUCUCCAGUCAGCAGGUGUCGGGUCAUUCCUCAGCAGACAGCGAAGGGAAGAAGUAGAACCAUGUGACCGCGUCUCACAUGAGGAACGGCAGAUUUAUCAGACAUCAAUUCCUUGGUGUGGAAUAAGCUUCGCCUCGCUGAGAGGCAGGAAACAAACAAACAGAAAAACCUCUUUCAUUUCGUACUGAUGACAUCCACCGGUUUUAGAACAGAGGAGCAGAUGAAGCGGCGGGGGACAGAUCGCAGGAAUGAGACUUUCUUUUUUUUUCUUUUUUUAAAAAGCGGGACUUCUUGUAAAAAGCGAGAUGUCAUCGAAUUGAAAUGUUGUGUUUAAGAUGACGUCCUAGAGCCCUGUGCACUCAGCUUUACCUCUGCUGUUGUGUUUAACUUUAUAAAAUGCACAUUUAUUGUAGUGUAAUAUACUGACGAUAUGACUGAAUGUAAAGGUAAUAACUCAAACUCACUGUUCUUUUCUUAAAGCCCCAUUGGGACAAAAACAGCAUUAGGAAGCUAAAAGUGUAUAAUUAUUGUUCUCAUUCUGAUUAUUGAAGUGGUCCUCCCUCCUUCAUAGUGCUGACGCUACAUUUGUAUAACUAACCUGUACUUGAGUGUAACCAUGUUGAUUGUAUUGUCUUUAUGUGGGAGUAAAACCUUCACUUCGACCUACCCAGUGCCAUUUACCAACCCCAGUAAAUAUAUUCUGUACAGAUUUAUAGCAGAGCACCAACAUGCUCACUCUGUUGAUCACCAUGCAGGGGGCAAAGCAGGCGCACCCGACAGGAAGUAGAACCACUAGCCUGUUUACUUCCCUCAUCAGCUCAGUUUCUGUUACAUAUUUUAUCAAAACCUUUGUUUCAAGCAAAACCUCAUGUUUAUACACACAUAUUCACAAUUAAGUUCAGAUGAAAAAGCAUUUAAUCUGAAAGAAAAAAAAUUGUACUGAUUUAUCAAAACAUCAAAUAUCAAAUUUAAGUUUUUUUUUAAACUUGUGCUUUGAUGCAUAGUAGUUCAAAUUUAAGCUAACAUCAUAAAAUGUUUCAACUUCUAGCCUGAGUGCUAGCUGUUCUUGCUAAUAUGACAUGGCAGUGAUGAUUUUUGCUGAAAUAAAUACGUUAGUUCAACAGGAAGCUAAAGGAACAACAUAUUUGCUGUAAUUUAAAUUAAAAUGACGUCAGCAAUAUUUUUAGGAGAAGUUGGGUUGGGUUGUUUCAAAAUCUACAGGUCCCACCGGCAGAGCUGUAUUAGCUCACCUGUUAGCAUAGCUGGUAGCAUGUUAGCUGUGUGAUUUUUUUUUGUUACAUUAAAAUAUGUUAAAAUAAUAAUAGAAACUAUACAUUUUAUUCAUCAUAUUUGUUUAAAUGUUUGUUUUUAUGUUAGUAUCUCUGAACAAAACAAAGGGAGUAACUUGAUUUGGCUAGCUAUUAGCUUGUAAGCCAAAGGUGUUAGCUAACAUGAUUACUUUGGACUCUAUGUAUAUUUUCAAAGAAACAUUUAAAUUUCACAGGAGGUUGACAGUUUGAUAUUUAGGUGCUUUCUGCAGCUAAAACUAAUCAUAAAAGAAAAAUAUCAACAGCUAAUUAAAGCUAGUUAUGCUACAUACAGUAAAUUAGCCACAACAACACAGAUCAGCAGGUGCUAAUUACAGUUACACAUUAUUUCUCUUUGAUUUAAACAAAAAGCCAUUAUUUCAACUAAAUAAAAAAUAACAUUCCCAUUUUGCGCUCAGUGUUUUAAGAAAUGUAAUGUUUUGUAAUAAAUGUUAUAAAAAGGAUUACAUUUAAUUAAUUCAGUUAAGUUGGAUUCAGUUUACACCGUGCCAAAUCACAAUAAAUAUUGUCUUAUGGUACUUUAUGUAAAAACCAGCAGGCCCAAUUCAAAUCUAAUUACUUUUAUUUCAGUUGCACUUUUGUUCAUGUUUGUUUCUAAACAAUUAUGGUCCAAAAAGUCAGAUUGCCAUUUUUAUUAAUUCAUAAACUUUCUUCAACAUCAGUAAUGUUAAAUGAUGAUAAUAAUAAAAUUAGAUUAGAUAAAUCAAAAUUGUCCUUCACAAGACAGGCAACAAGAAAAGAAACAUUUCCCUUUUUCAGAUAAAACAUUAUAAUUUGUAAACUAUAAAAUCCUAGUUUAUCUUAAUUUCCAGUUUUUUGAUCUAAAUAAGUUUUUGUUGUUAUCAUUUCUUCCUGACAUUACAUGCUGUGUUUUAGUAUCACAGAUGUGGACAAAAUGUAGCCCAAACAUUAAGUUUUAACCUCAAUAUAAAGUUUAUAAAAAUAAAAUAAAAGUCAGUGUUAAACUGAUAUGUUUACAAACAGAUCAGGGCAUUUUCCUUUUGGUAAACUAGGAAUUAUUUUGACCAAAAACCAAAAAUGUCACUUCGUUGUUUGUUACAAGACAGAGUUUAAUGCUUCGAUAUCUUGUUUCUAUAAAUGUGUAAAUUGUUUGUUAGAACAUUUACAUGCAGCAGGACUGUAUUUUUCCAGCUCAUGAAGAAGAGUUUUUAAAAACAUCUUGUUUUGAUUUUUUUUUUCUUGCUUGCAGAUUAACCUCAGCAGGUUUGGAGAUGUUUCAUUUUCUUUACUUAUUAAGUGAUAAUUAGCAUGUUAUAGAACAUAAUAACUAACUUAAUAUCAGAUGAUGGUAAAUGGAUGCACAAAGUAACUAUGAUACACAUUUGUGUCGUUAAUGAGUGUGGUGGAUGUUUUGCCCAUUUUCUGCUCCCAGCAGAGCCUCUGAAAAACACAGUCAGCUUUUACCUCUGGUGUUGUAACACUGCCAAACCUUCAAGAUAAUUUUAUCUGACCAAGUUGGUCUACAAUUAUUUUGCUUAAAAAAGCCUAAAUGACAUGGCUGAUCAUAAGUCUUGUCAUUUAAAACAUCUGGAUUAAACUUUUUAUGAAAUAUUUGGCCAGUAGCUGGUUUAAAUCUCCUGCUGGGCGACUGUAAACACAACGUUAGCUCGCUGACAGCUCACUGUUUUUGCAGCACUUUGAUCCUUGCGGAUCUCCAAACUCGAGGGACAUACCGAAUGUUAUUUUAAACUAACAUUUAAAAAAUUACGUUCAUGCAUUUACAAACAGCAACAAUGUUAAAACAGCAGAAAGAGGCUGAGAACAAGAAGCCCGAAGCCCCAAAAUUUCUAUCAGCGGCUCUGCCUCACCAACACAACACCUUACCUUCAUAGUUUCAGUGCUCAUUUUAUUACUUGAAUUUAGCGCGAUGGACUCUGUUUACAAACUUCAAUCUACUUUUUGGAGACACUACUGUUGUCUCAUAGAGGCUGCUUGUUCUGUUCAGUUCAUCCGCCUGGUUUAACCAGUAAAUAACGCUCAGAAACUGUAUAAACAUAAGUCCUGCUGUUGCUUUUUUAUACUGUAUAUGCCUUAAUUCAUAUGGUUGGCAAUCAUGAUUAAAGGAUGUUUAUAUA